Messenger RNA from Malaclemys terrapin pileata, 4725 nucleotides. RefSeq names its product tetratricopeptide repeat protein 39A-like. The record is from RefSeq and is a predicted model, not a curated record. Bases 1047 to 2687 code for a protein of 546 amino acids. NCBI's taxonomy places the organism in Eukaryota, Metazoa, Chordata, Testudines, Emydidae. The transcript is spliced from 18 exons. Gene Ontology annotation, molecular function: protein binding.
GGGGGGCUCGUCCUGGGGGGCUGUGACUCUGACAAAGAUUUGGGGGGCGUGGCGGAGCUCCCAGUGCAAUGCUGGGGCCAAAAGGGCCGGUGCGAACCAGGGGACUUAAACAGGGGAAUCUGGAGUAGGAGCAGAGAGGUGCUGUUACCUUCUGUGUCUGGCCCUGGAGUCACAAUGUCACUCUAUAAAGCCACGGUACGGCCACACCCCGAAUGCUGCCUGCAGUUCUGGUCGCCCCAGCCCAAAAGGGGUGUAUUAGAAUUGGAAAAGGUUCAGAAAAGGGCAACAAAAAUGAUUCGGGGUGUGGAACAGCUUCCGAACGAGGCGAGAUUAAUAAGGCUGGGACUGGUCAGCUUGGAAAAGAAACGACUAAGGGGGGAUAUGAUCGAGGUCUAUAAAAUCUUUACUGGUGUGAAGAAAGUGAAUAAAGAUGUGUUAUUUACUCCUUCUCCUAACACAGGAACUAGGGGUCACCCAAUGAAAUGAACAGGCAGCAGGUUUAAAACAAAUAUAAAGAAGUUUUUCUUCUCACAACGCACAGUCAACCUGUGGAACUCCUUGCCAGAGGAUGUUGUGAAGGCCAAGACCAUAACAGUGUGUAAAAAAGAACUAGAUAAAUUCAUGGAGGAUAGGUCCAUCAGUGGCUAUUAGCCAGGCUGGGCAGGGAUGGUGUCCCUAACCUCUGUUUGCCAGAAGCUGGAAUGGGCGACAGGGGAUGGAUCACUGAAUGAUUCCCUGCUCUGUUCACCUGGCACGGCCACUGUCAGAAGACAGGACGCUGGGCCGGAUGGACCCUUGAUCUGACCCGGUCUGGCUGCUCUUAUGACCGCUGCUGGACUCGUGUCCACAGUUCAGGAAGGACGUUGGUAAAUCGGGGCGGGGUCAGAAAGGAGCCACGCAGAGGAUUAAAGGGUCGGAAAACCUGACUUAGAGCCAAAGGGAAGGUGAAGGGAACCAGCAUGUAACAGCAGGCUCUGGGGCGCAGGAGAUGGAAGCUGAAGUUGCGAAGCCCCCCGCCUGGCCUGGCAGCCGCCCUAGACGAGUGCAUGGAGGCCAUGAACGCCUUCCUCUGCAACCAGUUCAGUGAGAGCCUGGAGAAGCUGCAGCCCAGGACCAAGGAGAGCAUGUACCACGCCCUGGUCUAUGCCACCAUCCUGGAGAUGCAGGCCAUGAUGACCUUCGAGCACGAGGACAUUGUGCAGGCCGGGCAGACCAUGAAGGAGGCGCAGGAGAUUUGCCAGAGGUUUCGGAGGAAAUCCAGUGUGACUGGCUCCCUCUCCGGCCUGGUCAGCAAGGCAGAUUCGUUCACCGAGGUGGAGCUGCACGCCGAGGUCUGCUACGCGGAGUGUCUACUGCAGCGGGCGGCCCUGACCUUCCUGCAGGACGAGAACAUGGUGAAUUUCAUCAAGGGGGGGAUCAAGGUGCGGAGCAGCUACCUGAUCUACAGGGAACUGAGCAGUUUCAUCCAGUCCAGUCACUGCACAGCAGGUGCUGCCCACGUGCACUUAGAGGGAGGGGUGGCGCUGGGCAUCGGCGCCUUUAAUCUGACGCUCUCUCUCUUCCCUCCGCGGAUCCUGAAGCUGCUGGAAUUCGCUGGGUUUUCGGGGGACAAGGAGUACGGGCUGCAGCAGCUGCACGAGGGAGCGACCACGUUGAACCUGCGGGCCCUGCUCUGCACCAUGCUGCUCCUCUGUUACUACACCUUCCUCACCUUCAUCCUGGGGAUCGGGGAGGACGAUUUCACAGAAGCCGAGAGCCUGCUGAGACCCUACCUCCUUCGCUACCCCAAGAGCGCCAUCUUCCUCUUCUUCGCCGGCAGGAUAGAGGAGAUCAAAGGGAACAUCAGUGAGGCUAUCUGCAGGUUCGAGGCGGGCUGCUCGGCCCAGCAGGCCUGGAAGCAGUUCCACCACAUGUGCUACUGGGAGCUGAUGUGGUGCUAUGCCUACAAGGGCAUGUGGAAGAUGGCCUAUUUCUACGCCGACCUGCUGAGCAAGGAGAACCGCUGGUCCAAGGCCAUGUACGUGUAUAUGAAAGCCGCCUUUCUCAGCAUGCUGCCCCCCGAGGAGCCCCGGCCCUUCGGGGAGAGCGAGGUGGAGCUGUUCAGGCAGGUGUCAUCUUUUAAGCAGAAGAUCGCGGGCAAGUCUCCCCCCACGGAGAAGUUUGCCAUCCGGAAAGCCCGGCGUUAUAAGGGCAGCCGCCCGGUCCCUUUGCCGGUGCCAGCCCUGGAGAUGAUGUACAUGUGGAACGGCUUCACCGUGCUGGGCAAGCAGCGGGAGCUGCUGGAGGGGACGCUGGAGACACUGACGCAGGCCGAGAAGAAGCUGCAGGAGUCGCCAGCCAGCGAGUACCAGACGGACGACCGGUGCCUCCUGCUGCUGCUCAAGGGGCUUUGCAUGAAGCACCUGCAGAGCCCGGCCGAGGCGGAGGCCUGCUUCAGCGCCGUGCAGGGCAGUGAGAAGCGGCUCCGCUACGAUCACUACCUGGUGCCCAACGCGCUGCUGGAGCUCGGCCUGCUGCACCUGGCGCAGGGCCGGAGCGAGGCGGCCGUCCCGCUGCUGCGCCGAGCCAGGAACAACUACAAGAACUAUUCCAUGGAGUCCCGGACGCUCUUCCGGAUCCACGCGGUUCUGUCCCGGCUCAGGGCUGACCAGGAGGAGAACGGCAUGGAAGGACCCAGCUCCUCCUAAAGAACUGCCCCCCCCAGGCAAGAAGGGGGGGGCCGCGGGACUCUGGGGGGUGGCAUCACCUGUCCACCCCCCAGCCCCCACCGAAGGGAACCUGCACUUUCAAUGAAGCCAAAUUGACUUAACCCUUCCUGCGCCGCUCUGCUCCCCAGAGCGACGUCUUUGUCAGCAAAGGCGGAGUCUGGAGGGGGGGGGGCGUCUCUGGGCGUGUGCCCACAGCACCAGGGGGUACCACUGUGAUAAAUAAGGGGCGGGGAGGCAGAGCUGGACCCUGAGGGAGGGUGCCACAGGGUGAGCCGGCCCUUUAAAGCUGAACCCAAAUACCCUUAAAGGGCCAGCUCACCCUGCGAUGCCCACCCAAUUCCUAGUUUCCUAGGAUAAGGGCUAACCACGCCCCCCUCUGCCCCCCCAACACUUUCAUUAAACUAAGUUGCGACUAGUCGCUUGGGGAGGUGCCGAUCGCUGUACGGAGCACGGUAAGUGCUGUGCUGUUUGUUUCCUUGCUGGUUUCCCUGGUCCAGCUGCAACCUCCGUAGCCACAGGUCCCUCGGCCCUCCAUGGUCCCCCCCCCCACACCCGGUUCUGGUCCCCCGGGACCAGCUGGCUCCAUCCCCCCGUGUAGGAAUUGGAGACACGGGGGAAAGAUCCCUCCAGCUCCGCCCUGACCCAGUGCCUUGCCAAGAGCUGGACGGGGGGGUCUCUUGCCGUCAUCGCUGAGAUCCUGUUUGGGGACGAUCCUGGGGACCCGGGAGCUGUCGCUGCCUCCAGCACUGGCAGGCCAUUUUUUUAAAUGCAGCGGUGGCCUUGUUUUUAUAUUUCCACCUCUUCUCUUUUGGUCCGGAAAUUCAGGUCUCCCGCGAAGGCCGUGGGCCCAGGAGUCUUGUAGUUAAAAGGGCCGAAUCCUACGGCCGGUUCUUAGUGUGUUUUUAAUAAGGUGGGCAGCCUCUGAUCCACGUCCCCCUUUGACAAAUGGGGAAACUGAGGCAACAUGGCCUGCAACUUUGAACCAAGGACGCCAAAUGGGGAACCUGGGACUCCAACGCAGAUCUCUUGCGGCCGGGUGCUUUUAGGUAGAAAAUCCUCUGUCACCAUUUCGCUCAGUCCACUCUGGCCUUGUCUAGAUUAAAGUCCCACCGGUUACACUUUGAUCUGAGCUAGCGAAAUCAGUGCGAGAGACUCCGGUUUAAGCUGGGUUUCGUUGAGCGGCUUGUCUAAACACAGAAGUUGGGCAACUUUAACCGACAUUGGUUUAGUACAACCAGUGCAUCUUUGUGUGUAGAUGCUCUGGGAUGGAAUAAAGGGGGAUCCCCACAAUGCACAGCAGCUGCCCCACAAGCCAUGUGGCCGUGGGAGGAUGCUGGGAUGCGUACCCAUGAUGCACUGGGCUGUUUGCCAAGAGAGCUCACUGGGCGGGCAAGGCGCUGGCACAAAGGUGUGAGGUUGAAUGCACUCGAGUGGGGAGGUGCCCGUCCAGGAGCUUGUGCUGGUUUCAUGACAGAUCUGAAAUGUACGUCGUUAUCCCGGUGCAGUUUUCAGCGCAGACAGAGCCUCAGUGAAACAGAUGCAACUAUCCAUGUAAUCGGGCUUGAGCUCAUUAGGGACAGAUUUAAGCUAAACCAAAAUAAGCGUCCACAGGGGCUUGCAUUGGUUGAAUUGAAUCAGUUGUUUUUAAACCCAGUCACAGCUACAAGGGUGCACGUUCGAAUAGACAGGCCCUGGUAGGGACAGAGCUGCUACUGGGGCCAGAGCAAGGAGUGCACGAUUUCCCCGUGACAAGGAGACAGCUGGUUUUACCCCCACUCCACGUGUGAAUGUCUAAUCCCAGAACAGAGCUAGCGGGAGAAGAAACACCCAUCACGAGGUGGCUGUAGUGAAGGGGUGAUGGGACUUCCUUUACAUGAACAAUUGGUUAAGUGAUGGAUGUUUGGGAUCUGUGCGGAGGAAUCUUCUUUUAAAAUCGAAUUGGGCUCCGGCAAGAAUUUGAAUACAUUUUAAUUCUGGAGGCGAUGUUAAAAAAAAAAAUAAAGAUGUUUAAUUUGUA